Messenger RNA from Entamoeba invadens IP1, 2742 nucleotides. RefSeq lists its product as hypothetical. Gene Ontology annotation, biological process: signal transduction. The record is from RefSeq and is a predicted model, not a curated record. Bases 1 to 2742 code for a protein of 913 amino acids. Lineage: Eukaryota; Evosea; Mastigamoebida; Endamoebidae. The transcript is spliced from 3 exons. Gene Ontology annotation, molecular function: guanyl-nucleotide exchange factor activity; GTPase activator activity.
AUGUCUUCUGCACCAGUUCCACCGAAGUUACCCGCACACCGUAAAGCAAUAACUAAGGACUCUACAAGCAGUAUGCCAGGCAAAAAGUCACGCAAGCAAAUGACUGAUACUGAAAUCAUCGCGUUUAAUAACGUCGAAAUUGAACAACUUUUUAACGACAUUAAAACUGCUCGUGAGCACGCUACUGAAUCUGUUAAAUUACUCCCAACACUGACUAAAUUUGGAGACGUGUUGAAUGAACACCACCAACACACCGAAUCGAUUAAAAAUAUAUUCCAGGGACUCACUGAGAAACCUGAAGACCAUAGAAAGGAGUUCUGUAAUUGUCUGGCAGACACCGGAAUGAUCAUUUCAUUAGUUUCAUAUGAAAUGUCUGACCGAAAUGAAAGACUCGUUGAAAUGAUGCAACGAUGGAAGGCUUUUCUUGAUGUGAGUAAGGACUUUGUGAAGUCAAGAACAGAGUAUGACAAAACGUAUAAGGACUAUUCAAAAAUACUUGAAAAGGUGAAACAAAUGAACGCACAAGCGAAACCGGAUGUCAAGAAAGCAGCUGCUCUUCAAGAACAAAAGGACGAUAUUACCGCAAAGACUAUUAAAGAAGGAGACUCUUUGAGGAAAGAAUAUAACGACUUGUAUAUCAACUUUAUGCAACAAAUGAUGGACAUUUGCGUGAAGUACAAUGACGUCAUGAAGACCGCACCAUCCACUUAUCUGUCAUACCAAAACCAAUUCCAAGAGGAACUGGAACACUAUAAUCAAGUGAAAGAUGAAGAAAUUAAUAAUGACGAAGAGGAGAAAACAGCGCCAGAAUGGAUGAAUAAUUACCCGACGUGUUUCCACAUGUUUCAAACGGAAACAAUGUAUGUGGAGAACAUCACGUAUUUAGUCAUGAACUACGCUAAAAAGAUCUUAUUUGACCCGACACUUGCACUGUGUGGACUGUCACUGGAUGAUGUCAAUUUGAUCUUUGGAGGGAUCGAAUUGAUUCGAAGACUCCAUAUCUCAAUUGUAAGGAAGUUGGUGAAAAGUACUCCCGAGACGUUUGUAUCCAUUUACUCCACACAAGUCCCACAGAUCUAUCAAGUCUAUCACAAACACUGUCUGAAGUUUGGGAAGGCAUUUGCACGAUUCCAACAAUGUCUGACGAAGGAACCGUUCAAAAAGAUGGUGGACGAGAUUGCGACGAGUAACAAGAUCCCAACCCUUGGUGAAUUGCUGCGAGCUCCAUUCAUUCAGUUGUCCCAAUACGUUCCUAUCUUCACAAAGUUGAAAACGGAGUUCACGAAGAACGACGAAGACAUUGAAACACUGAUUUACGUCUUCACAAGAAUUGCAGGACACUGCGACUUGGCGGAAACGAACUUUGCGACAACGAUGGAGAUGAACAAAAUCGCGAAUAUCCCACCGAAGCAACCACCUUAUCGACGAUUUUUCAGCUCACAGCAAUGCACUAUUAAUAAGGUCGAGGGGAUGAUGUUCUUCUUCUCUGAUGUGUUAAUCUUUUCUAAGGUCAUCAACCCGAAGGAUAAAGACUAUAAAGAUAUGCCGAAGGACAAACCCUACAUAUUUGUGGAGCAAUAUGACACGAAAAACAUCUCCAAGUUUGAAAUUGACGAGAAGAAGUCGAUAGUGAAAGUGUCUAUGGCGCAGCGUGGGAAGAAAUUGCCUGAUUUGGAUAUUCUGUUUUCGAAGCUUGACUUGGCUCAGAAGUGCACACACGAAUUGUCACAAAUAGGGUAUUCCCAUAAGAAUAACAAAUUGUUUGGGAUCGACAUUAAAAGAGCGACCGUCCAACAAGAAGAUGAAACGAGGCUGAUGCCACAAGUGUUGCACCAAAUCUUUGACGCUCUUGAGAAGUCUGCGCCACAGACGGAAGGUAUUUUCAGAUUAAGUUCUAAUAUGGUGGAACUUGACGGACUCAUAUAUAAAAUCGAUGCGGGUGGAAUGGCCGACGACAAUUUAAAUGAUGCGAUUUUACUUGCAAACGUCUUAAAGAAGUACUGCGACCAACUUCCAGAUAAACUACCAGUGGAAUUACAGUCGACACAGGAGGACGAAGCGAUUCAAAAAAUCUUGAACGGACUCGAUAAAUCAUUUUUGGCGUUCAUUGAAAGACUCUUUAGACUCUUGAAGCUCAUUGCAGACAACUCUAAAGAGAACUUGAUGACUGCGGAGAACCUCUCGAAAGUCAUUGCCCCGAAUAUCUAUCCAGUGGAAACAGGCACUUUUGAUGUCGAGAAAUUAACAGGAACAGUCAAACACAUGAUCGAAGCAUAUGACACAGUCUUUGGAACUAUUAAAACUAACUUGGAAGAAUUGUAUAAGAGCGGAGAAGAAGAAAGAAAGAAGCGUGCGAAGUUUGAAUCGAAGAUGAUGCAAGGGUCUAUGAGCGAUAGAGACAUUAGUGUGUCUUCCCUCUUUGACGCAUCGAAAGAAGACUCUGUUGUAUUGACUCUAAUCGAUAUUUUGAGACAAGGAGAAGCCACUGUGGAAGAAGGAAAGAAGACAUAUACUCGAUGGGUUGUGCUCAAGAGAAAGUGUAUGAUGUUCUUUAAAGAACUUGGCCAGGCUAAAGCUGAAAUAGUAAUACCACUGUCAACUUGCUUUGUCUCCGAAGCACUCCAAGGAACAGUCCUUAAUCUCUCAUUGAACGAAAAGCAUUUCUACACACUUCAAUUCAAGGACAACCACCAAAAAUGGGCUAAACUUGUUAAGUCUUGUAUGAAACCAGAAACUCAUUGA